Molecule: messenger RNA, 1992 nt
Organism: Cotesia congregata
Lineage: Eukaryota; Metazoa; Arthropoda; Insecta; Hymenoptera; Braconidae
Source: the annotation of a GenBank genome assembly
AUUAAAUUAAUUUAAAAGAUUAUUAAAAAAAAAAAUGAAUGUACAUGAGUGUAUUUUGGAUGUUUCCAAUGUAUCAUAUUCAACAUCAGUUUUGAUAGAAGGUGGAAGCUGUAUAUCAAAAUCCGAGCCAACUGCAGUAUUGAGAGAUGUAUCAGUUAAAGUUCAUGGAGGUGAAGUUUUAGCAGUUUUGGGUUCUAAGGGCUCUGGAAAGCGAGCAUUACUUGAUGUCAUCGCUGGAAGAGCCAGAGGUGAGAAACGUGGAAGAAUAACUCUUGGCGGAAGCUUGCUGACACACGAAUUAUUCCGACGUCAUGGUGGAUACGUAGCACAUAGAUGUUACUUAUUACCAAGCCUAACGGUCCGUCAAACUUUAACUUAUGCUACUUGGUUAGCCAAUUUAAACAAUCGCGAGCUUCGUGUUCGUCAAACGUUGGCUGACUUGGCGUUGUCUCAAGUAGCGAAUAGAUCAGUUAACGAUCUUACAAAACCGGAAUACCGUCGACUGAUGUUAGGAGUCCAGCUUGCAAAAGAUCCAAUGCUUUUACUUCUUGAUGAACCAACAUGGGAUACUGAUCCACUGAACACUUACUUGAUUGUAUCAAUGCUGUGGUCAUACGCAACUAGACGUGGCUCAAUUGUUGUAUUGACAAUGGAAACACCAAGAUCAGAUGUUUUACCUUUUGUUAGUCGAGUUACACUUUUGUGUCUUGGAGCUGUUGUUUACUCUGGGCCAACGAGAAGUAUGUUGGAUUACUUCACUUACAUUGGAUUUCCUUGCCCUGAAUUGGAGAAUCCAUUGAUGUAUUAUUUGUGCCUUUCAACAGUAGAUCGUAGAUCACGUGAAAGAUUUUUAGAAUCAAAUCAACAGAUAUUAAAUCUAGUUGAAAAAUUUAAAAUAGAGGGUAGCUUAUAUAUUAAAGAAGCGCCACAGGGGUCUGCUAGUGUUAAAGAAACACCUGUUGGAUAUUUACAUAAGGGACUGGGACGUGGUAUUAAACCCGGAUGUUUUUCUACACUUCUUGCUUUGUACUUAAGAGGAAUGGCAGCAACUUUUUCGUUUAGUAAAUCAGGCUUAGGACACUUUGCUGCGCGUCUUUUAAUGUUACCAUUCUGUAUAUCUCUAUUAACAAUUUUGUACUCAAACUCUAAUCCGAUGCAAUCAAGAAUAUUUUUACAAGUAGGAGGUCUUGUAUUCAAUUGUUUGGUAUUAUUUUAUAUCGGUGGAAUAGCUACAACUGCAUUAUUAUUUCCGGGAUUUCGUGCAAGGUAUUAUCAAGAAAAAAGAGAAGGAUUGUACGGAGGAGCGAUGUUUUUAUCUUCAUACACGUUACUUAGUUUGCCACUGAGUUUUAUUUCAACAAUUAUUUCUGUUGGGAUUUUGGUACCUAUAUUGGAAUUAGAUGCAGUUUCAUGGGCGUAUGCUUCAGGAACUCUUUGGGCAAGUUUUGUAGCAGCGGAACAAAUAGCGGUGGCAUUUUUUAUGGUUAUUAAACGACCAUUAACAGGAGCAAUUACUGUACUAUAUGUAAUUUUAAUAUUACUACUUGUUGGUUCGGGAGGAGUUCGCAGUCUUAGAAAUUUACCCAAUUGGUUGGCAACUAUCUCAAUAGCACUGCCUACAAAAUACGCUUCAUUAGCAAUGAAUCAACUCACUGUUGAUAUGCCGUCAUUUUUGAAUUUACCUUACAAUGAAAGCUUAUCAUGUCCUGGUAUACCUGGAUUGUGUAGAUAUCCAGAUGGUCGAGCGUAUUUAGUUGAACGUUUUACACGGGAAGGGCAAAAUAUAUCACAAGUAUUAAAUGUGGAUCUUAAUUUACUUAUUUCGCUAGCUAUUGCAUUUGCAUUAGUUAUUUUUAACAGUAUUAUAUAUCUUGUACCCCUUCCAGCUAAAGUUAAAGCAAAAUUUCGCGAAUAAUAAAAAACUUUAUAUGCGUUAUACUUGCUUUUAAGUAUUUAAUUUAUUUCAUUGAUCAAACUUAUCAUAUUGUAGUU